Molecule: messenger RNA, 2061 nt
Organism: Glycine soja
Lineage: Eukaryota; Viridiplantae; Streptophyta; Magnoliopsida; Fabales; Fabaceae
Product: reticulocyte binding protein 2 homolog b-like
Exons: 3
Coding region: 243-1799 (518 amino acids)
Source: RefSeq, a predicted model, not a curated record
UAUUUGGCUGAGACGAUUCAGAUCUUAGGGUUUCUUCUUCUUUUCUUUCUGUGGAGCCCCAUUGACCAUAGCCGCCAGCCAGAGAGAGAAGAGAAGCCUUCGAUCGUAGGUUUUCUUACCCUCCUUUCUCCCAAAUCGGGCCUUUCCGCUUCUCGAUUCGCUUCCGCAGCUGAGCGAUCUGGAAAACCCAGAAAAGAACCAACCGAACGUUUUAUAUUUUUCGGAUAAUCAAUCAAUUGAAGAUGUCUCGUUGCUUCCCUUUCCCCCCUCCUGGGUAUAGGGCACGUGGCGAGGCCUUGAUCAAAUCGAUUAAGCUCCGAGAGGAGAUGGAGAAAGCAGAGAAGGACCGGAGGGAGAAGAAGGAGAAGAAAAGGGAAAAGAAAGAGAGGAAAAGAGAGAAGAAGGAGAAGAAAGAGAGAAGGAAAGCGGAGAAAGAAAGGAAACUUAAAGACGGAGCAAGUGCCUGCCCUGGCACUGAUGAUGGCAAAAAGUUUAAGCUCAUCAACGAACUAAAGGAAACCAAAGCAGAUGGAAAAUUGCAAAAGGGUGAAGACAGUGAGAAUGAACAACAUGAGAGGAGUGGAAUUACAGAGGAACUUGACCUACCUGUCACUUCUGUGGAGCCUUGCUGCCUUUCUGACUGUACUCAAAGCAGUAAGAGAAAAAGGAGCUCCCCAGAAUCAACUCAUGAUCAUGGUGAGGAAGGAUCUGCUAUUAAAAUUCGACUUCCGUUGAGGAAGCAUAGAGAACCUGAAGAAUUGAAAUCCAAAUCAAAAUUUCAAGCGGGGUGUUCUUCUGGAAGUGUGGGGGAAACUGCAAAUUCCUUCACUAAAACUACACUUGGAAGUGAUCGUCAGUCACAAUGUCUCAGGAUUACAGAGCUGAAUCGGGUACUUGGAAACUCUGAUUCAAGACAUGGCAAAGCAAUGCAGAAUUCAGUUCAUGGAGAUGUUGUGGUCACUAAGAAUACCAUUGGAAGUAAUCGUCAGUCACAAUGUCACAGGACUACAGAGCCCAAACAUGUUAUUGGAAACUCCGGCAAAGUGAUGCAGAAUUCAGUUCAUGGAGAUGCUGCGGUCAUUAAGAAUACCAUUGGAAGUGAUCGUCAGUCACAAUGUCUCAGGACCACAGAGCCCAAACGGGUUCUUGGAAACUCUGGCAAAGUGAUGCAGAAUUCAGUUCAUGGAGAUGCUGCGGUCAUUAAGAAUUCCAUUGGAAGUGAUUGUCAGUCACAAUGUCUCGGGACCACAGUGCCCAAACGGGUUCUUGGGAACUCUGUCAAAGCGAUGCAGGCAGUUCAUGGAGAUGCUGUGGUCACUAAAAAGAACCUUGGAAGUGAUCAAUACCUCAGGGUUACAGAACCGAAACGGGUUCUUGGAAAUUCUGAUUCUAGAAAUGGCAAAGCAAAGCAGAAUCCAGUUCAUGGAGAUGCCGUUGUCACUAAAAAUACCUUUGGAAGUGAUCAUCAGUUGAAAAGUCUCGAGAUUACAGAGCCCAAACGGAUUCUUGGAAACUCUGAUUCUAAACAUUGCAAAGCGUUGCAGAAUUUGGUUCCUGGAAGUCAAAAAGUUGAAUCUUUGUACGAAUCUUUGUUACAGAUUCCACCACUAACGUAUGAUGGAUUGGACUCGGUAUAUGAUGAUUGGUUAUUUAGUUCUGAACCGAAAGAGUCAAGGCCCGUCUCGAAGAAACAGAAGUGUGAUUCUGAUGUCUUUCAGCUUUCAAAUUCUAUGUGGCCUCGUGCACAAUACUUGCCUGAGGUCGAAGUAUAUGCGUUGCCAUACGCAGUUCCGUUUUGAUUCUUUUGGAUUAUUUUUUGACAAUAGGUGGUAGUUUGAUGAAAGUAGGGAGCUGUUCUGUGUUCUAAUUGAGAACCGGUGGAUGAUUGUUUUUUUGAAAGAGAAAAACAAUUACAUGGCAUAUGGGCAAAGAUUGCGUUAAUAUGUUCAAACAUGAUCGAUGUAAUUUUGUCAUCCAUACUUGGCGGUAGUAGUAUUUGUAGAAUGCACAGACAUAAAUAUUAUAGUAGUAAAACAGUUUUUUAGCAAGUGAUUGCGAUUA